AUGCCAAAAUCUUUUCAGGAUGGAGCUGAAUUAAUCAGCUUGUUGGUCUUAUUGCUUUUCUCUGGUGUCAAUUCGCAAAUUCCAUUGGGUUCGAAAAUUUCGGUCGAGGAAAACAAUUAUUGGCUUUCCUCAAAUGGAGACUUUGCAGUUGGGUUCUUUAAUGUAUUGAACCAAUAUAGUGUAGGGAUCCGCUUCAAUUCAAGUUCAAUUCCUGUCAACAAUCAAAAGGUGGUUUGGGUAGCUGGAGCUGACCGUACAGUUGGCAGCAAGUCAUAUUUCCAACUUACUCAAGAAGGCAAUUUAGUUUUAUUCGAUUCUCUCACGGGAGAUAUUGCUUGGACUAGCAAGACUCGGAAUGCAUCCGUUGCAUCAGCUGUUCUUCGUAAUGACGGCAAUCUUGUUCUAUUGAAUGUAGAUAAAAAUCCUCUUUGGCAAAGUUUUGAUGCUCCAUGUGACACACUUCUCCCGGGGCAGAAUUUAUCAAUUCACCAAAUGCUUCGGCCUCCUAGCAGAAAUUCUGUGUCAAGUUAUUACAGUCUUUUUAUGAAUGGUUCAGGUCAGCUGCAACUUAGGUGGGAAACCAGUGUAAUUUACUGGUCCAAAGGAAAUCCUUCUCAAUCAACUCUCCAUGCAACAAUUAGCUCUGAUGGAACAUUUCAAUUACUUAACAAUAGAUCUCAAUCUGUUUGGUCUAUAUUUGGUGAAGAUCAUAAUGAUUCCGAUGUAAAGUUUAGGUUUCUUCGGUUAGAUGCUGAUGGCAACCUUCGAAUGUACUCUUGGAUAAAUUCUUCAAAAUCAUGGAGAUGUCCAUUUAAGGUGAAUGGUGAAUCUAACUCGAAAUGUUUGGUUCCAUAUCAGCAAAGUUGUGAAUCAGGUGGAUCUUUGAUUACAUAUGACCAUACAUUGUUGUAUGGAAUUUACCCAGCGAAUGAAACAGCUGUACGAACAAGUCUACAAAGAUGUAAAAACUUGUGCAACGAAGACAAAAAUUGCACUGCUGUGUCCUUCACAAAUGAUAAAAACCCACUGUGCCACAUUCAGAAAACACAAUACAUCGGUGGUAAGUUUGAUGCCUCUCUGAGUUCAAUAUCUUUUGUUAAGACUUGUUUGGAUCCAAUUGCUGGUUUGCCCAGAUUCCCCAAGUCCACUCCACCUUCCCAGGAAAGGAUUCUGCAGAAUUCAUCAUCUCCAAUUUGUAUUCCUUGUCUUGUUGGAGUUUCUGCCACUACAUUUGUCAUGUUUAUUUUGAUACAAUUUGGACUUGGUCUUUACAUAUUCAAGAGGAGGGCAAAAAUCAAGAAAAAAUCUACAAAAGCAGAUGUACGUCCAAUUACUGAAGGGUGCAUCACACUAUCCUACAGUGAAAUCAGGUGCCUCACAGAAGAUUUCAAGCACCAGAUUGGACCAAAGAUGUUCAGAGGUAUACUUCCCAAUAACAGGCCAGUUGCAAUCAAAGAGCUCAAUACAACUGUUGAACUGAGGAAGUUUAGAACUGCAGUUUCAAGAAUUGGAGGCAUCCAUCACAAGAACCUUGUGAAGCUGGAAGGUUACUGUAUUGAGUCGGGCCAUAGAUUUUUGGCAUAUGAAUUUGUCAGUAAUGGGUCGCUAGGGAAAUGUUUGGAAGACCCCAAGUUAUGCAAGAGUCUGACAUGGGGAAAGAGAAUGGAAAUUUCCUUAGAAGUUGCGAAGGCCAUUUCUUACCUGCACAGCGGGUGUAGAGACUUUGUGAGCCAUGGCAAUUUAAAAUGUGAAAAUGUUCUUUUGGAUGAUGACUUGGAAGCCAAGGUGACGGAAUUUGGACUGAGGACGAUUCUAUCUGAGGUUUCUGAAGUUGGGGUUAUGGCAGAGACCGAUGUGAGAGACUUUGGCAAUCUGUUGCUCGUAUUGAUCAGUGGAUACCAAAGUGCUGAAGUUUGUGAAUGGGCAUAUGAAAAAUGGGUGGAGGGUCAUGCUGAGACAGUGCUUGAUGCGCGGAUCUCAGGUGGGAUAAAUUCGGAAGACUUGGAGCACGCAUUACGCAUUGCAUUUUGGUGUCUUCAAGUUGAUGAUCGAAUGAGACCGUCAAUGGGUGAGGUAAUACAAGUUCUAGAAGGCACAUUGCCUGUUGAUCCUCCACCAAAUCCUUUUAACCUUCUCAGAGCGCCGAAAGAAUCUUGGGAAUCAGACGAAGCAACUGGACACCAAAGUGCUGAAGUUUGUGAAUGGGCAUAUGAAAAAUGGGUGGAGGGUCAUGCCGAGACGGUGCCUGAUGCGCGGAUCGAAGGUGGGAUAAAUUGGGAAGAGUUGGAGCACGCAUUACGCAUUGCAUUUUGGUGUCUUCAAGUUGGUAAUCGAAUGAGGCCGUCAAUAGGUGAGGUAAUACAAGUUCUAGAAGGCACAUUGCCUAUUGAUCCUCCACCAAAUCCUUUGACCUUUCUCAGAGCGCCGAAAAAAUCUUGGGAAUCGGACGAAGCAACUUAG
Molecule: messenger RNA, 2460 nt
Organism: Fraxinus pennsylvanica
Lineage: Eukaryota; Viridiplantae; Streptophyta; Magnoliopsida; Lamiales; Oleaceae
Source: the annotation of a GenBank genome assembly